This is a messenger RNA of Mya arenaria, 852 nucleotides long. RefSeq names its product putative per-hexamer repeat protein 5. Bases 1 to 852 code for a protein of 283 amino acids. Lineage: Eukaryota; Metazoa; Mollusca; Bivalvia; Myida; Myidae. The record is from RefSeq and is a predicted model, not a curated record. The transcript has 2 exons.
AUGGGGAAAGAUAGAGGGAUGGGGAUAGGGGAAGGAUGGGCAAAUGGAGAAGGAUUGGGAAAGAGAGUGGGAAGGGGAAAGGGAGGGAGAUGGGGAAAAGAGAGGGAUGUGGAAAAGGAGAGAGGUUUUGGAAAGGGAAGGAAUAGGGAAAGGGAGAGGGAUGGGCAAAGGGCAAAGGAGAAGCAAAGAGAGGGGGUGGGAAAUGGGAGAGUGAUGGGGAAUGCGAGUGGGAAGGGAAAAGGGAGAGGGAUGGGGAAAGGAGAGGGAUGGGGAAAGGGUAGGGAUUGGGAAAAGAGAGGGACGGAGAAAGGGAUCGGUAAAAAAAGGAGGGAGAUGCGGCAAGGACAAGGGAUUGGGAAGGGGAUAGUGACAGGGAAAAGGGAUGUGGAUGGGAAAGGGAGAGGGACAGUUAAGGAGGGUUGUGUGGGGAAAGAGACAGGGAUCAGGAAAGAGAGAGAGGGAUGGAAAAGGAGAGGGAUAGGGGAAAGGAAGAGGACCGGGCGUGGGACAGUUGGAUGGGGAAAUGGUGAGGAAUUGGGAAAUGGAUCGGGAUUCGAAAAGGUGGAGGAAUUUGGAAAAAAAAACGGAAUGGGGGAAAUGAAGGUGAUGGGAAAAGGGAGAGGAGUGGGGAAUGGGACAGAAAUGGGUAAAGUGAGAAUGAUGAGAGGAAAGAGAGGGAUAAAACAAAUAAGAGGGAUUGGGAAAGAUCGAUGGAUGUGGAAAUGGAGAAGAAUGGUGAACGGGUGGGGAAUGGGGAAAGGGAUAUGGAUGGUUAGGGAAAUGGACUGGAAAAGACAGAGUGAUAGGGAAAAGGAGAUUGGUGCGAAAAAGAAGAGGGAUGGGAAAGGGUGA